GCUGACUGCAGGAAGCGCAGAGUUGAAUUCAGUUAUUGUAGGAGAUUGCAGGCCUUUGCUAAGGGAGGAUCCUGUCCACAUGUCUUGAAACCCGCAUUUGCCGACUCGAAACAGCUUUCAAGCGGCGUAUUUUUGGGGCGUGCGAAGGAUUUGACCGAAAUGGUGUUGCAGUGGGCCAUUCGUCUUUGGAAAGAUGGGACACAGAGCCCACAGGCAGCUGAUUUUCUGUGUCCCAUCAGUGGACAAGUCAUGUCAGAGCCAGUCAUCGCAGAGGAUCGCUUCACCUAUGAGCGCCGAGAGAUAGAGAUGUGGCUCAGAAUGAACGACAGCAAGUCACCUCAGACGCAGAAGCAGAUUGGAAGGAAGCUUGUGCCCAAUUCGAAGUUGAAGGAGGCCAUUGAAAAAUACAAGGAAGCUUAUCAAUCUGGUGUGGAAGCAGAGAUUUCUUGGCCCUCUGGUGGCCUGAUCCCUUCGCAACAGCGCUGCUUGCGGGUUCCUUCUAGCGCUGCACCUUCGCAAGAGGAACCCCCGCACAAGAGAGCCAGGAUGAUGACUUUGGAGACCGGCGCCAAGAGCUCCAGUAUGGCCGAGGCUAUGAGUCGGUUCUUUCAAGAACUGGACCCGCUCCGAGACCUACUUUGCUCCGUCCUGGAGGGAUGGCGGCCACCGCGCAUCGUGGUGGUGGGCGACGAGUCUGCGGGGAAGUCCACCAUCCUGGAGCAACUGGCGAAUGUGCCCAUCUUUCCAAGGAAGCGGCGCUUCUGCACUCGCAUGGCCAUUUGCUUGCGCCUUCGUCGCACACCUGGUCUGAGCAAGGCAACGCUCUUCAUUUCUUCCGACAUGGAUGGAGUGAACCCAUCAGAGGGAGGUGUGAUGGAGAUUCCGCAGGAGAAUGGGUGGAGAUUUGUGCAAGACCAGAUGGAGAAACUGGCUCGCGGCCUUCAUCAUGGUAUUGUGGAGAACAAGUUCUUGGUGGUGACCACAAUCCACAUGUGCGAUUGAUCUGGUUGACUUGCCAGGCAUCACCAGCAAAUCUUUCAGACGCAGUUGGACUAUGACCAGCGCACCGGGAACCACAGCAUGUAUUUGGCUGCCUGCUUCUGGUGAUGUUCGGCCAAGUACCAACAUGGCAAUGCGCUUUAUCCAAGACAAAAAGCUCGAAGGCCGCACGUUUGGAGUUUUCUCCAAGUGUGACCAGACAUCCUGCAGAGAUGUCUUGCGCGCUCUAGUGCUGAACGAACCUUGUGAUGAUGGAGAAACGGCGGAGGUUCUGGGAAGGGUUGCUUUGAGGAGCUGGGUGACCUGCAUGUUGAAGGCUCCCAAUGAAAAACAUCUCCAAACACACAAUUUCGAGCGGCUCUUCCUUCAAUCUCAAAGGGAGCAAGAGUUCUUCGAACAUGGCGGUCCCGACUUGAAGUGCCUUGUUGAGAAAGAGUGCGCAGGCAUCCCUUGCUUGGUUCGAAAUUUGGAGGAGGCUUACUCCAACUAUUUGCAUAGCACAUGGAAAGCAGGGGCGAUGGGGAAGGUCCUCCAAAAACUGGAGGACAAAGAGGUUGAGUUCACAGAGCUGGGAGUUGUGGAAGAGACUGAAGCGAAAAACCAGCUCGCCAAGCAAGAGGUUGAGAAGCGCUUCAGUGAUGAUGGCCCGGAUGCACCCGUGAAGCAGUUGUACUUGGAGUUCAGGGAGACAAUUCUGAAAUCGAUGAGGCAGAGAGCCCAAGAAGUCCUGAUGAGGCUGACCAACGGUGAAGUUGAUGCAUGUUCGCAAGGCGAACGCCUCAAUCAGAUUCGAGAAGCAUUGAAGACUGAACUUCUUGCUCCUGUACAGCGAGUCUCCGAGCAUUUUCUGGAUCACUUGAAGUCGAUCCUCGAAGCAGAGAUUCCUCUUGAAAAAGAACCCUCCAUUGCGGCAGCAGCGGGCAGCUACUGCAUGCAGACCUGCCAGUAUGUCAGGAGACGGUAUUUUGGAAAGAGUGCCCCCC
Molecule: messenger RNA, 1982 nt
Organism: Durusdinium trenchii
Lineage: Eukaryota; Dinophyceae; Suessiales; Symbiodiniaceae
Source: the annotation of a GenBank genome assembly